Molecule: messenger RNA, 1944 nt
Organism: Ictidomys tridecemlineatus (thirteen-lined ground squirrel)
Lineage: Eukaryota; Metazoa; Chordata; Mammalia; Rodentia; Sciuridae
Source: RefSeq, a predicted model, not a curated record
AUGGUGCCGCCGCCACCGCCGCCGCGAUCUCGGGCUCCGCUCCGGCCGCGGCUCCGGGCGCACCCAACUGGCCGCUCCCUCUGCUGCCCCGGGAGCCGGAACCGGGACCUACACCCACCGCGCAGGCGGAAGGAGCUGAGCCACCCCUCACCUUGGCGGGUGUCCGUCCCUACUCCCCCAGGGGUGGAAGUCGGGGUUCUCCUAAGCCGCUGCCUAAGGCGGAAGAGCCGCGGGCUUGGGGCGGAGCUCUCUGGGUGGGGCGGGGCGGGAGGGGACCCGCGGAGUGCCUUCACGCAGGGGCCCGGCGGGAACAAACCGCCGCCGCGGCGGGAGCUGGGUUCGCGUGGCUGGAGGCGGGUCCUCCCCUUCCCACUGUUCCCGCAAGUCCUCGGCUCCCGGGAACCUCUGCCUUCAGGGCGCUCAGUUCUUGGAAGUCAAGGCGGGCUCCAGCCAGAGCUGGUAGAAGUGGUGGCAGCCCCCGCCCAUCAUCUCCCCAAAGCAGCGCCCGGAGCCACCAGGGCCGAAGCGCCGUUGGAUCGCGAGCGGGAGCCUGAGACGUCCAGACCAGCGGAGCCUUGCAGGGCCCGCCGGAGCCCAAGCGGCUUCCGGCCCAAGGGGGUGAGUGAUCUCGAGGAGGAAACCGGGCGUUCGCAUCCUCGCGCCUCCGAGAGGAACUCUCAUAGAGUUACUUCACAUGGGCUUGAAACAACCCAGUUACUACAAUGGAGGGCUCUCCACAUUACUCAUUAUUCUUUCCCAGAUGUGCAGUUUCCAAAACAAUUUACCUCUGCUGGAAAAGGAAAUAAACCAAGUAAAAGGAAGAUAUGGAAUCCAGGAAGCAGAAGAUUCAAUACAGAACAGAGAUGGAGGGAAUUCCAGGUCCACAUCUGUGCAGCAGACAUGGAAAGCUGUCAGUCCAGACUGGAACUGGAGGAUGGAGGGAUUUGGGAGAGAUGUCUCCAGGAAGGCAAAAGCAUGCAACCAAAAGGAGUGAUGAAUUUCAUAAUAAGUUUGACUCACAAAAAAAGUGUACCACCGUACUAUCAGAAGGUAUGGGAAGAUUUAGCAGUAAGUAUAAAGGAAGCUAAGCAAAUAAAAACUCCCAAGGCAUUAUUAAUUCCAGGAAAAAUAAAAAGUUGCAUCUCCAAAGAAAGGAGUUGUGAUCAUGGUCCACUAGUAACUUAUCAAAGAAUAAUAUUUAUACAGUAGUAAUAAUGUAAGUACUAAGGACUGACUUAACCAAAAGUUGGUGAUAUAGGUAGAAAUGGGAAGAGAGAGACAUUUUAGAGGUAAAUGAUCAUCUAUUGUAAUAGAAAGUUAAAUCAUUACUGUUUCAAGAGAGAGGAGUAUAAGCAUGGAGAUAUGGAAGUAUAUUCCAUAAGAAACAAAUACAAAUUGAAAGUAGAUGUACAGGGGAAGAUGUAGGUUUCCUAAGAGUGGGGGGAAAUGCAGGUUUCCUAAGAGUAGGGUAAGACACCACUGUAAGCCUUUGAUUAUUAUUUGACUUGUUAGAUUAUGGGAUUCUUUAAAUUUAAUAAAAAUUAAAGUUAAGCAUUUAAAAUGUGUCUUUAGAAUAAAAUUACUUAAAGGUUUCUAUAAGAAUGAAGAGGCGAGGAUCUAUUAAACAAUUCUGAAGUUUUCUUUUAGACUAUUUUUUCACCCAAAAGGAGAAAGAAUGUUGAAAUCUCACUAAUAGACAAAAAAUGGUGACUUUAAAGAAAGAGUUUGGUUAAGUUUUGUUUUUUGUUUUUUUCACAUGUGUCAAAUGACAUAUAGCUUUCCAGACUAUGAACUCUCUGAGAACAUAAAGAGUCUCUUAUUUGUAUUUCUAUUGGCUUCACAAAUGGACACAGAGCCUGGCAUACAGUCAGCCCUUGAUGUUGGUGAAUAAAUAAAAAUUAAGGAGGCAUUUUAAAAUAAAAAUGUUUCUGACUUUCCAGUUCA